Molecule: messenger RNA, 4341 nt
Organism: Dictyostelium purpureum
Lineage: Eukaryota; Evosea; Eumycetozoa; Dictyosteliales; Dictyosteliaceae
Exons: 9
Coding region: 1-4341 (1446 amino acids)
Source: RefSeq, a predicted model, not a curated record
AUGGUACUCGAGAAGUUUGACUCCCCACUUUACGACCAGUUCAAAUCUCAAAUAUUCAAAGAAAUCAAUUAUAGAACCCAUAAUAAAAAUAUUAAUUUAGAAUCUGUUUCUUUUUUAAAAGGUUUCAAAAUAUUUUUAAAUAUUCUAGUUAAAAAGAUUUCUUUCCCAAAUUUAUCAUCAGACAAAAUAAAUAGUAUUUAUGAUUAUCAAUCAAAAUCAUAUAUUAAUUUAGCCAAAUUUAGAGAUGAUAAUUUCAUAUUCAAACCAGAGUUUUUAUUAGCCUCAACUUUAUUUAGUUUAUUCAAAAAGGAAAAGGAAAAACCCAAUUCUUCAGUUGCCUCAAGUUUAAAAAAAAUAAUUUUACCAUUAAAGAAUAAUAAUGUUAAUGAUAUUAAAUCAUUUUCAAAAGAAUUUAUAAGUAAUGAUUUAAAUAUCGAUUCAUCGAUUCAACAGACAUUCAAUGCUACAUCAAAUCCUAAACUUAGAGCUUUUGUAACUGAGUCUAUUGUUGCCCAUCAUAAUUUAGAUCCAGAGGUUUUAAACAAACAAUUUAUUCCAGAUGAUAUGGUUAACUGUAUAUUUUAUGAUUCUGCCAACCAUAGAUAUAUUGAUUUAAAUCUUUUAAAAUUAGCUAUAAGUAAUCCAUAUAUAGUUACGGUUCCAGCUGCCAAUAAUCCAACAAAUAAAGAUUAUAAGAUUUAUUUUAAUAUAUGCGGAAGGGUAGAAAGGUGUAAAUCCCCGGGUAUAGAUUAUCCAAAUGGCUGUCAAGACUAUAGUGGUAAACUCUAUAAUAUUGGAGAUACAGAAAAAUUUCCAGAAACUACUUUCUCAUCAACUGGUAUGAAAAUUAAACAUUAUGGCCCAACAUUAUCAAAUGAUUGUUUAAGAACAAUGGUUUUGGAUUUUUCUUGUGGUACAAAAGAUUACGAAUUUAUCAAAGCUGAAGAGAAACCUGCUUGUCAAUACAAUAUAUAUAUCAAAUCUAAAUUUGUAUGUGGAGCACCAGGUUAUAUCUAUAAAGAUGGACUUUUUUAUAAUCUUUCACCAUUGGUUUUACCUACAAAUACAAAAGAACCUUACAAAGUUAAAGAUGCAAGUGGAAGAGACAUUUACUUUAAUAUUGGCAAUAAAUUAGAUAAAUGUAAUGGUUAUCAAUCUUGUAUAACAUCUCAAGCAGGAUCUUCAAGUAUGGUCUCUUUAGGAAAGCAGGCAAUAUUGAAUGUAGUCACAAACUUUAAAAAAGGUUUAGAUAUGGUUCACUCCAUUGAUACUCAAAGCACAGCUUCUAUCGGUUGUUCAAAUUCAAAUAUGCAAAUUAGUUUUGUUUGUGAUCCAACAACUGAAAGAAGAUAUUCAUCAACUAUAAAUAAUUGUAAUUUUGAAAUUACAUUUUAUUCAAGAUAUGCAUGUAUUUCAUCUGAGUCUUUAAUAGAGCAAUAUCGAUAUUUUGAUUUUAGUUCUUUAGCAAGACCUUCAUCUGAUGCAUAUGUUGCAGAUGCUUCUGGUUUUAAAAUUUAUUUUAAUUUUGGAAUUGGUGUAGAUAAAUGUGAUUCUCUAGGUAAUGGUUUAUUCCAAGCUUGUCAAAUUUAUCCUAAUGGUCAAAUUUAUGGGUUAUCUAAAUUCAAUUUGGGUUAUACCUCCAUAGAUGAAUCCGUUAAUAGAGCCGAAGAACUCCAAACUUGUGUUUAUUAUGUUACUAUUUCUUCAAAAUUUGGAUGUGACCCUGCUAUUUACUAUAAUAAGGAAUCAAGAACAUAUGUUAAUAUGAAUCCAUUAAAAGAAAUUGAUAGGGAAGAGACUAUUAUAAAAAACUCAGCUUUAACAUAUACUCUCCAUUACUCAAUUGCAGGAACAAAUAAAAAGUGUACAGAUAGUGCCAAAGCCAUUAAAGGGUUGGACUAUCAAUCAUGUCAGAUAUUUUCUUUGCCCUCAGACACAUUUCAAACUGGUGGUUUAUUUUCUCAGUCUGGAAAUUUUGAUUCAUAUGGCCUUAGCUCGAUUCAGUACAAUAGCAAUGAUGGACAAUUUUGUGGCUCAAGUUUGGCCAAAAGAAAAAAUAUAAUAACAUUUACCUGUGACAAGAAUACUGAAUAUUCAGUUACCAAGAAGAGUGAAAAUCCUGAUUGCACUUACCAAUUAUCAGUUAAAACUAAAUUUGCAUGUCUUUCAACACCUCAUCCUUAUCCAUCAAUUUCUCAGAUUUCACCUCAAAACUAUGGUGGCAUCGGUGAUACAAUCACAUUGACAGGCGACUUUUCAUUUUCAAAAAUAAACAACCUAGAAGUUUAUUUCAAAUUUGGCGAAAAAGAACAAUUAGCAACACAAAUAGUCUCAAGAAGCACAAGUCAAUUAAAAGUAGUAGUCCCAAGUGGAGUUUAUUAUGAUAUAACUAUUUUUACUCGUGAUGGUCCAUUUAGUAUCGGUUAUCCAAUUCCAUUUACAAAUGUAAACCCAAACAUUAAAAUUGUUUUAUCAAGCCAAUUCAAAACAAAAGAUAUAAAUAGAUUCUAUGUUGUCAGAGAUAACUUUUUAACUAAAGCCUCUGUUGAUAAAAAAAUAUUCCCAUUCGAGUCGGUUAAUCAAAAUAAAAUUAUUUAUUGCGAAACUAAAUCAAUGUGUGGUAGCUCAACUAGUAAAAUCUCUUCAGUUGCUUCUCCUUCAACUUAUUCAUCAUGUGUAGACUCUACUAUUUAUAAUAGCAAUAAACAAUAUUUUGGUAGUAGUUCAUAUGACAUCUUUAUUUGUGUGAUGCCAUCGAGAGCCAUUGCCAAUGGGAGUAUUGGAUUUUUCAACUAUCGUCAACUUGGUAUUUCAACUGUUUCUUACAACUAUCAAUAUGCAACUCCAGGAAUUACUUCUGUUUCUUUAUCAAGUGCAAGGAUUGGUCAGGUUAUUACUAUUACGGGUUCAGAUUUCCCACCAACACAAGAAUCUGGUAAUAUAAGCUCUGACUGGAAAGAAUGUUCUAUUGUUCUCAAAAGUUCUGAUUCACAAGUUAUUAAUAUAAUAACAAUUAAUUGGAUGAGCUCUACAACAAUAGCAUUUACUGUUCCGGAAGGCCAUGGUUCAAAUCUUAAAGGUUAUGUCAAAGUUGCCGGAAGAGAAUCUAGUACAUUCUUUACAUUCUCUUAUAUAUUAUCUGCACCCGUUUUAACAUCAAUUGACCCACCACAUGUUGAAACUGAUGGUUUAAGUAUUGUUACAAUUGUUGGUGAUAACUUUGUUCCAUCCACUCUUGCAAAUACAAUAAAUUUUGACAGUAUUAACUAUAAAAAUAACUACUAUGUUUUAAUUGGAACUGAAAAAGCAUCAUCUUGGAAAUGGAUCGAUUCUCGUCGUGUUGAGGUUACAAUUCCACCAGGUAUCGGCAGUUUUAUUAUAAAAGUAGUCGUCAAUGACCAACAAUCAAAUUCUUUAACUCAAUAUUAUAAUACACCAACAUUAAAAUCAAAAUUGUACUAUGGUGACACAAAUGGUCAAAGUACACUCACCCUUUAUGGCAAAAACUUUAUUCCAAGUCAAUUAUUAAACAGUCAAUAUACUAUCAACAAUCAAGAAAAUUAUGUAAUGAUCGGUAAUACAAAAUGUUUAAAUCUCGUUUGGAUUGAUUCAACCAUUUUAACUUGCAAACCACCUCCACAAGGAAAUGCUAAUAGUGUGCAACCAAUUACAGUUACUGUUGGUAAUCAAGUAACAGAUUCAUUAGUCGAUUACCAUUACGAUAAAUGCUUUAUUCCGUGUGAUUCAAAACCAAUCAUCGAAACUAAUUCAAAUUUUGUUCAAGUUUUAUAUGAAAAUAGAAUUUGUUCUAAUCAAUAUAGUUUACCAUUAGAAUCAACAAUUGCAGAAACUGAACAAUACUUUAAAAACUAUUGGGUAGAAAAUGUUAUUAGUGAUGAUUGGAAAACUGGCCAAUUCUACAAUCUUUUAUUUGAAAGUUCAAACCAAACUAUUUCUACUCUUUCCCAAUUUAUUAAUAUUUCUGAUUCAAACCUUUGUAUAUAUAGUCGCAUUGAUCCAUUUUCAAUUACUCUCAAUUAUUUACAAACAAUAACAAGCGAUCUGUUAUUCUUAAAAGAGACAGCAAAAUAUUAUGCAACAAUUGAUAGCUAUACGGUAUAUUACAAUAAUGAAACACUUGUUAACUCACAAGGUAUAGCAAUUAUCACAAACAACAAUAAAAUUUGUAGUGUUACACAAGCUUAUAAUGAAGAAAUUAAAAAUUUUAAUUCAAACAUAUUUGGUUCAUGUAUUAGCUCAUGUAGUUUUUAUUAUUGCUCUGAUACUUUACAAAAAGAAGAUGUAAGUUUAAUAGUUUUAGUUAUAUCAAUAUUAGUUUAA